CUCCCCAACCGUGGAUUUCCUAUUACUCUCGUUACGACUCACUGAGCCCCAGGCCCAAGGAUAAUGAUGUGUUGUUUCUUGGUAGCAUAAUUUGUCACACGUAUAUUUCUUCUUCUUCUUCUCUUGCAGAAAGCACAGCUCCCUCUCACACACUCACACACUUCUUGUUAAUUCAGAAGAACAAAUGAUCAACGUCAACAAAUAACCUGAAAUAGUGACUUCAUGAGUUGGAAUCAAUGGUUAUUUUGAGACGCCAUAGACUUUAAAGGAAAAAGGACAUUUCUUAAAAGGAGAACAAAGGAAAAUUCAAGUGAGAUUAUUGGGAACCUGAAGCUUACUUUCUUUUUCUUGGUCAAGAGCUGAAGUCAGGUGGCGUUCACAUUCAGGAAGUCAUGUCCAGAUCGGGUGAUAGAACAUCCACCUUUGACCCAACACACAGUGACACCCUGCUGCAUGGGCUCAAUCUCUUGUGGAGAAAGCAGCUUUUCUGUGAUGUGACUCUCACUGCCCAGGGACAGCAGUUCCACUGCCACAAAGCUGUGUUGGCAUCUUGCUCCCAGUAUUUCAGAUCACUCUUCUCCUCCCAUAAUGUAAUCAACAAUGAGGGAAGCAAAGGGGACCAGGGCAGCAGUGGGACCCCUUCAUCCUCUCCUGAUGACAAGCUGGUGACCACCAGUGCCAGGCCCAUAAAUAACCUAGUACUCCAGGGCUGCUCCUCCAUUGGACUACGAUUAGUGCUGGAGUACCUGUAUACUGCCAAUGUUACUCUUUCCCUGGACACAGUGGAAGAAGUGCUGUCAGUCAGCAAGAUCCUCAACAUCCCCCAAAUUACCAAGCUUAGUGUGCAGUUCCUUAAUGACCAGAUCUCUGUGCAGAACUACAAGCAGAUCUGCAAGAUUGCUGCACUCCAUGGACUGGAUGAGACCAAGAAGCUGGCCAACAAGUACCUGGUGGAGGAUGUGCUGCUGUUGAACUUUGAGGAGAUGUGUGCCAUGCUAGAUGCUCUGCCACCCCCUGUGGAGUCAGAGCUGGCCCUCUUCCAGAUGUCAGUCCUCUGGCUGGAGCAUGACCGGGAGACUCGCAUGCACUAUGCACCGGACCUUAUGAAGAGGCUACGCUUUGCCCUAAUACCUGCCCCAGAGUUGGUGGAGAGAGUUCAGUCUGUUGACUUCAUGAGGAGUGAUCCUGUGUGCCAGAAACUACUCCUGGAUGCCAUGAACUACCACCUGAUGCCCUUCAGGCAGCACUGUAGGCAGACCACGGCCAGCAGAAUCCGUUCCAAUAAGAGGAUGCUGUUACUGGUGGGUGGUUUGCCUCCUGGACCUGAUCGUCUCCCCAGUAAUUUGGUCCAGUACUAUGACGACGAGAAAAAGACAUGGAAGAUCCUCACAAUAAUGCCUUACAACAGCGCACAUCACUGCGUGGUGGAGGUGGAGAACUUCCUGCUGCUUCUAGGUGGAGAGGACCAGUGGAACCCCAACGGAAAGCACAGCACUAAUUUUGUCAGCCGCUACGAUCCCAGAUUCAACAGUUGGAUACAGUUGCCUCCGAUGCAGGAGAGGAGAGCCAGCUUCUUUGCCUGCCGCCUGGAUAAGCACCUGUAUGUGAUUGGUGGCAGGAACGAGACGGGCUACCUCUCCAGUGUGGAGUCCUACAACCUUGAGACAAAUGAGUGGAACUACGUGUCGUCUCUGCCACAGCCUCUGGCUGCCCAUGCAGGAGCGGUGCACAAUGGCAAGAUCUACAUAUCAGGAGGCGUGCACAAUGGCGAGUAUGUGUCCUGGCUUUACUGCUAUGACCCUGUAAUGGAUGUGUGGGCAAGGAAACAAGAUAUGAACACAAAGCGUGCCAUUCAUGCUCUGGCUGGGAUGAAUGACCGCCUGUACGCUAUUGGUGGAAACCAUUUGAAAGGUUUCUCCCAUCUAGAUGUGAUGUUGGUCGAGUGUUACGACCCGAAAGCUGACCAGUGGAACAUCCUGCAGACGCCCAUCCUGGAGGGUCGCAGUGGUCCAGGCUGUGCUGUUUUGGAUGACAGCAUCUAUCUUGUGGGAGGCUACAGCUGGAGCAUGGGGGCCUAUAAGUCUUCAACCAUCUGCUACAGUCCAGAGAAAGGAACAUGGACAGAGUUGGAGGGAGAGGUGGCAGAGCCUCUAGCAGGCCCAGCCUGUUCCACCGUCAUACUGCCCGCCUGCCUCCCUUUUAACAAAUGACAACUAAUCCAGCCAACGGGCACCGAGGGUGAUGAGCAGCAGAGUGAUUGGGGGGACAACCAUCAAUAAGCAAAACAGUUGUCAACAAUUUCAUGACAGAUUUUCCAGCCAUAUGCUGGGGGUGUGUAUAAAUUAUUUUUUUACAGGUUUGACCAGAGCACUUUCGUUAUUCUCUCUACUGAAGGAUUGAGGAAAAAAAAAGAGAUAAUUGUGUAAGUCAUGUAUUUAAAUUCAUCUGUGUUCUGAGAAAUGGUCGGUUCCAUAUUCAAUUUUUAUUUAAGCGGAUAGUAAGUGUUUUUGGCUUCUCUUCUAUAGCACGCAUAGUGUUGAGCUGAAUUAUAGCUUUCAAAUCCAUUGUAUCUUGUAUUCAGUAGCGGCAUAACUCCAGCUAAAUGCAGUGUUGUCUCACCAAAUUACAUCAGGACAUUAAGUUACAUUAGAAGUGGGAGAAUAAACUGUGAUGAUCAAAAUGUAUAAAUAUCCUUCAUCCCUUAUGCUACAAGUCAGUUUUGUGGCUGGGGAUGCUCACUUAUUACCUGGUUAGAUAAUUAUACAACAGUUUUGUUGUCUGUCUCUGAAAAUGAACAUAUUUGCGCAACCAAAAGGGGACAUUUUCAGAAAACCCCUAACAGCUGUCACUAUUUAACUGGCACAGUUUGAGCAGAAAUGCUCAUUAGACCUGGAAGGAGAUCUGAAAGUAGGGUCCAAGCAACCAGGAGGACACUUCAAGGCCCAGUAUAAGAUAAAUAAGGAUUUUUUUUGAACUGUAAAUCACACAAAAGUGAAGGAUUAAAAAUAUGAAGCUGGAAUUGAGCAUAGCAGAUCCCCUUUAAUGAUUUACACCCAGAUCGAAGUUGCAUUGCUGUACAACUUGUUGAACAGAGCAAAAAUCUUGUCAUGCUGCAGCAAGACAAUUUAAGGAUCACUAUUGAUUCCUAAUAUUCACCUGACGCACUAAGAUUAAUUAUAUAAUGAUGGUACAAUCAAAUUUAACUGCUAGCCAAUGUGUUUCUGGGUAGCAUGUUUGGGUAAACUGAUGUAGAGGACGUUUGUGUAGUUUGUUCUCCUGUACAGGUUAAUGUUAAUGGGCCUGUUUGUGAGGCCACAUAGCAUUAACCUUGAUGAGAUCUUAAUCUUUAAUGUAUAAAAAAAUGAAACUAAACAAGCAUACGGUGGGCUUUAAUGCACUAAUAGUGAACUUUAGUUUCAGCAAACAAAGUUCACUAAAAUGUAAAAUGUAAAUUACUGAAUGUGCUGUGUUUAAAAAAGUAUCUUCAGUACAAAUGAAGUCCAGUCUU
Molecule: messenger RNA, 3508 nt
Organism: Archocentrus centrarchus (flier cichlid)
Lineage: Eukaryota; Metazoa; Chordata; Actinopteri; Cichliformes; Cichlidae
Gene: klhl14
Product: kelch-like family member 14
Exons: 9
Coding region: 393-2210 (605 amino acids)
Cellular component (GO): neuron projection; endoplasmic reticulum; neuronal cell body
Molecular function (GO): protein binding
Source: RefSeq, a predicted model, not a curated record